Molecule: messenger RNA, 1567 nt
Organism: Acaulospora colombiana
Lineage: Eukaryota; Fungi; Glomeromycota; Glomeromycetes; Diversisporales; Acaulosporaceae
Source: the annotation of a GenBank genome assembly
AUGUCUGUGCAAAAUGGAAAGAAGUCUAGUAAAAAGAGGAAGUCUGCAGAGAUUACGGAUGAUUCUUUCGACAGAAGAAAAGCAAAAGAGGGACUUAAAGGCCAGUCGGCUGUUAAAUUUGCAAAAUUCCCUACGAUUCAUAAGAACGGCGUGAAAAAUUCAGCGGCUGUCUUACAAUCGAAUGCAGAUGUCAAAUCGCAACCACAAGAAAUUGAUUUACCGAGAGGUGGUGCUUCCUCGCGUUCGUCCGUGUUCAGAAAGGAAAAAAAGGUCGAUGAGGAUGAUCUUUUUGAUAAAGAUUCGGAAGAGCAAGUGAAAAUUCCGGUCAAAAAAAGAAGUAGGACUUCCAAAUCGAAAUCGGACAUUCCCAAAGUUUCCGACACGGGGAACCCGGGAAGUUCUAAGAAUAAGAAUGAAAAGUUUGUAGAAAUAUUAAACUUUCAUCAUCUUACCGUCGGUGCACUAUUAUUUGGACAAAUUAUAAGAAUAAAUUCCUUGGAUCUGGUUGUGUCACUUCCAAACCAAAUGAAAGGAAUUGUCAAGAUCUCUCACAUCUCUGAUCAGAUAUCCAAUAAUAUAGCCAAGGCUGCAAAGUUAGAGGGCGAAGAUGAUGAAAAUUUAUUGCCGGAUUUAUCAAAAUUGUUCCACAUUGGUCAGUGGGUUCACUGUGUAGUUAGUGGUCUUGUACGACGUGACGAAGCACCUAACAAUGCUUUAAAGCAUAACCAACAUAACACCAUCGAACUGAGUUUGAUUCCAAAAGAAGUCAAUCGCGAUCUCAGCCUCUCCGAUUUAUCCAAAGGUUUUAUUAUUGCAGCAUCUGUCGAGAGUUUGGAAGACCAUGGUUACAUCCUUUCUAUUGGGAUAAAUGGUGUCAGUGGAUUCUUACAUAACAAGGACGCGAAGAGUUAUGAGGAUAAAUUCAAUGAUGGUCGUCCCCUUUCCAUCGGGCAGCUGUUGAAUGUUGGUGUCAUGAAGAUUCCAGACAAACACCGAGUUAUCCAGUUCACGGCAGAUCCGGAAAUUGUUGUGAACUCAGUGUUACCCGAGAAUGCCUUGCGUAAUAUCAACACCAUGAUUCCAGGAAAUUUGGUUAAAACACGCGUAGAUAGUAUUCUCAAAAAUGGUAUCUUGUGCAACGUGAACGGCAUAGAUUGUGAGAUCGACAUAUUUCAUUCAGGAAAUGCCUUGUUAGGGAAUCAGGAUGUUAAUGAGGGUGACGAAAUUCGGGCUAGGGUCAUCUAUGUGUCAAUCACAAACGAAACAAAAAAAUUCAGGUUGUCACUUUCCCCGCAUGUCUUACGUCUGGAAUAUUUGGAAAAUCGUGAUUCUCCGAUUGGAACAAUUUUCGAGUCGGUCACCAUUAAAAAGGUCAUCACUAAUUUUGGGUUAAUAAUGAAGAUCGAGGAUUCGAAUAUACCAGGGUAUAUUCACGUUUCACGAGUUUCCGAUACUCGUGUCAAUUCUUUGUCCGAUUUUUCUAUCGACUCGACACAUCGUGCUCGCGUGAUCGGCUAUUCAGUUGUGGAUGGUCUUUUACUAUUAUCCAUGCAGAAUUCAGUGCUUA